AUGACCCGGAUAACAGAAGAUACGACGGAGACUGCCGAGCAGCCAGUUGGACUGGUGCUGGCGCUCUUUUACGACGGCUUCGUCUGUCGUCAUAUGACCAAAGAAAAUGAAGGCGUCGAGGGCUUCGCUCAGCCUUACGAUGCUGAAUCCAGUUAUUUUCUAGCCUGUAUCGAUAACGGACGCGUCCCUGAAGGACUCCCCGAGAUGAUCGCAUGUGCACACUACAAUGGCAGUGUGGUCGCUGAAAUCCGCGACUACAGAGAGUUGCGAACCGCCUUAUGCCCACCACCGACACUACAGUCGAUGUUUGACCACUUCCCGGAUGUCCAUCCGAGUGAGUUGGAGACGCUCGCAGUGGACGCCAAGAGACAAUUAUUACAAGAAGAAGACGUUUUGCUUUCGUCUUCAUCGACAGAAUCGUCAUCUCCGCCAGAUGACGGACCGACUAGGACGCCAACUACGCGUUCGCGCUGGCAUAGUCGGUCGGAAACUUCUCCGCCAGCUUCAUUAUUAUCUCCUAUCCAGCGAAAAAGCGCACGGUCCACUUUAAUUGGUCAAGAAGAGACUGUAACCAAGCGUUGUAAACGACAUAUCCGGACCAAAGUGAAGGGAUCCAAACUGCUGGGCGAGCAUACGGCUCAAAUCACACCACUCCCAGCUACUCAAUUAUUCUUAUCGAAGUUGAAAGGUAAACGACGACGGCCAGACGGCAACGAAUUGCUGUACGGCAAACCUGCGUGGGUGACGAUCGCCCAUGUUGGAAGAUUUUUUCGUGCUGCUACACGUCUGGAACGUGAACAUUCGCGCUUCCUUCAUCAUGUAGCUGGAAGCAUGCGAUAUCUCGCGCGACAGCUUGGUGAUCUGUCCCGACCAAGUGACGUGAUUGCGGUGGCAAGUGCUAGAGAUAUGAGAGCAGCAGAAGACGAAGGACGGGAGCUGCGAGCGCCUGAUUGGGUGGAUAUUGAGGAACAAAGUCCCUCACCGACGAACAUCGUCGACAAUGCUAGCUUGAUAGGGGAUUACCAACCCACAGCUGCAACGCCACAUUUCAAUGCCUUCGACGAGGAUGGCAACCUUCAACUCCAAUCUGCUUGA
Messenger RNA from Phytophthora infestans T30-4, 1095 nucleotides. RefSeq lists its product as uncharacterized. The transcript has 9 exons. Bases 1 to 1095 code for a protein of 364 amino acids. NCBI's taxonomy places the organism in Eukaryota, Oomycota, Peronosporomycetes, Peronosporales, Peronosporaceae. The record is from RefSeq and is a predicted model, not a curated record.